AUGGCACGUCAGAAGAAGCCCGCCACCCCCUCCACCCUCGUAUCUCCAAGCAUAGCGUCAGAUCGUGACGACGUCUCCAUCCCAGAAGACUUGUUCAGUGAUGAAUCAGACUUUCACGGAAGCUCUGAAACCAAGGCACUAUACACCCAGCUCGCCGCGUCAUUCGAUGUGGAGAAGUACUGGGCCAUCCACGACUGGAAUGCCCAGGUCAUUGCCGUCAAGGGCAGGAAAGCGCUCGCAAAGGCCGCCAAGCUACGUCUCGCAGAGAAAGCAAGGAAGGUGAGCGAAGCAGCAGCAGCAGCUUUGAAAAAGCAUGACAUCGAUGAUGACGACCGCGACCACGACCACGACGACAAUGAUGCCGCCAAGAAGCAGAAGUCGACGAUCAUAGACGAAGAUUCCGACACGGCCACGGACACCGACACCGAGAUGCAGGACGUGGCCACGAAAACCUCUGCGUCUCAUCCCGCCGAAGAUCAACAACUGAGACCGAAACCGCAGAACUACUACGAGGGCCACCCGUCCGCCAAACAACUCGACGAGUCUGUGUCCGACUUCCUCGCCCGCCUCCCUCCUUCCACAACAACGGCAGCCCGCGCGCAAGACCACUGGAUCUGGAUCUGCAACCCGUUCCCAUCCACCACUCGCUCUCGCUCUCACCCUGGCAUGUCCCCGUCCGAAGACCUCGCCACCUUCAAACAACGCGGCACCCGCCUCCUCGAAGCCUUCCUCGCGCGCAAGACAGAGCUCGAGGCCACCAGACCCGCGAAACCACCCGGCGUGAUCACGCGCAUGCUGCGCCCCGACCGCAUGGCCCUAGAAUCCUCGAUCCGCGAGCUUGCCCGGUCCCACGGCGUGGUCAGCGGGAAAUGGAUGCUCUUCCGGCCCGACGAACAAGUCGACGAGGUCUGGCAAACCAUCGCGCACGCCCUCUGGGGAGGCAAACUGGGGAGUAGUGCCAAAGUCGCGACCGCGACCGCGACCGCCUCACCAGAGACUAGUGGCGGCGGGGGCGACGAAAACGGAUCGCAGGCCGGACACGCCGCUCCACGGCUGAUCUGCAUUUAUACGGCCGAUUUCACGGACGAAGAGGACGUGCGUCGUGUUCUGUGCGCGAUCAAGGACCUCGGUCUGCUUGGCCCGAGUGAGGCGGAGGGAAGUGCCAGUGCCACAUCCUUGAGGACCAUCUACUACAAGACCGAUGCGUACACUUACUUGGACAUCAGUGGGGGGAACGAAUACAAGUUGAAGGCGAGCAUGUAUUCGUCCAGGGACCUGUUUCCGGAGUGGUAUCCCGGGGGAGGGAGAGGGGGAAGGCGGUAG
Messenger RNA from Cladophialophora yegresii CBS 114405, 1323 nucleotides. RefSeq lists its product as uncharacterized. The transcript is spliced from 2 exons. Lineage: Eukaryota; Fungi; Ascomycota; Eurotiomycetes; Chaetothyriales; Herpotrichiellaceae. Bases 1 to 1323 code for a protein of 440 amino acids. The record is from RefSeq and is a predicted model, not a curated record.